AAUAUGGCAAGGCCUUUGUCUCCUAACUCCUAGGCUCUGAGUCCAGUACCCGUCUGUACUCUUCCAUCUCUUCCGCUCCAGUAGCUCUCGGUGACUCUACCAUAGCCCCUGUUAUCCUGUGACCUGCAGGUACUGGGAGAUCCACAGGGAGGAAGGCGGAACAUCCGGAGGCUGGGAAAUGGGAGUGUUGACAUUCAGGGAUGUGGCCAUAGAAUUCUCCCCAGAAGAGUGGGAAUGCCUGGACUCUGCUCAGCAGCAUUUGUACAGGGAUGUGAUGUUAGAGAACUACGGAAACCUGUUCUCCUUGGGUCUUGCUAUCUUUAAGCCACACUUGAUUACCUAUCUGGAGCAAAGAAAAGAGCCCUGGAAUGUGAAGAGACAGAAGACAGUAGCCAAACACCCAGCUGGCUCUUUUCAUUUUACUGCAGAGAUAUUGCCGGAGCGUGACAUAAACGAUUUAUUUCAAAAAAUGAUUCUGAGAAAAUCUGGAAGCUGUGACCUUAAUACUUUACGUUUAAAGAAAGACUACCAACGUGUGGGUAAUUGCAAGGGGCAGAAAAGCAGUUAUAAUGGCCUUCAUCAAUGUUUGUCAACUACCCAUAGCAAAACCUGUCAAUGUAAUAAAUGUGGCAAAGCUUUUGGGUUGUGCUCAGUCUUCACUGAACAUAAGAAAAUUUUUAGCAGAGAGAAAUGCUACAAAUGUAAAGAAUGUGGCAAAGACUGUAGGUUGUCAGAUUUUACCCUGCAGAAGAGAAUUCGUACUGCAGAUAAAUGCUACAAAUGUGAAGAGUUUGGCAAAGCCUGUAAAAAGUUCUCAAACCUUACUGAACAUAAUAGAGUUUAUACUGGAAAGAAACCCUACACAUGUGAAGAAUGUGGCAAAACGUUUACCUGUUCCUCAGCCCUUAUUAAACACAAGAGAAAUCAUACUGGAGACAGACCCUACAAAUGCGAAGAAUGUCACAAAGCCUUUAGGUGUUGCUCAGACCUUACUAAACAUAAGAGAAUUCAUACUGGAGAGAAACCCUACAAAUGUAAAGAAUGUCACAAAGCAUUUAGGUGUUGCUCAGACCUUACUAAACAUAAGAGAAUUCAUACUGGAGAGAAACCCUACAAAUGUAAUGAAUGUGGAAAAGCUUUUAUGUGGAUCUCGGCUCUUAGUCAACAUAACAGAAUUCAUACUGGAGAGAAACCCUACAUUUGUGAAGAAUGUGGCAAAGCCUUUACCUACUCCUCAACCCUUAUUAGCCACAAGAGAAUUCAUAUGGAAGUGAGACCUUACAAAUGUGAAGAAUGUGGCAAAACCUUUAAGUGGUUCUCAGACCUAACUAAUCAUAGGAGAAUUCACACUGGAGAGAAACCCUACAAAUGUGAAGAAUGUGGCAAAACCUUUACCUGUUCCUCAAACCUUAUUAAACACAAGAGAAUUCAUAUGGAAGUGAGACCUUACAAAUGUGAAGAAUGUGGCAAAACCUUUAAAUGGUUCCCAGACCUGACUAAUCAUAAGAGAAUUCACACUGGAGAGAAGCCCUACAAAUGUGAAGAAUGUGGCAAAACCUUUACUUGCUCCUCAAGCCUUAUUAAACACAAGAGAAGUCAUACUGGAGACAGACCUACAAGUGCGAAGAAUGUGGCAAAGCCUAUCAGUGCUUCUCAGAACUUACUAGUCAUAAGAGAAUUCACACUGGAGAGAAACCCUACAAAUGUGAAGAAUGUAACAAAGCCUUUAGGUGGUUCUCAGACCUUACUAAACAUAAGGUAAUUCAUACUGGAGAUAAACCUUACAAAUGUAAUGAAUGUGGAAAAGCUUUUACGUGGAUCUCGGCCCUUAGUAAACACAAGAGAAUUCAUACUGGAGAGAAACCCUACAUUUGUGAAGAAUGUGGCAAAGCCUUU
Nomascus leucogenys (northern white-cheeked gibbon) is the source of this 1896-nucleotide messenger RNA. The record is from RefSeq and is a predicted model, not a curated record. Lineage: Eukaryota; Metazoa; Chordata; Mammalia; Primates; Hylobatidae.